Molecule: messenger RNA, 210 nt
Organism: Cotesia congregata
Lineage: Eukaryota; Metazoa; Arthropoda; Insecta; Hymenoptera; Braconidae
Source: the annotation of a GenBank genome assembly
AUGGUAGCGCAGAUAUUAUUUAAAAUAUCCUCGUGUUGGAAUGCAUAUAAAAAUUUUAAUAUAUUGUUAAUUGGUCACUUUUCUGAGUCGCUGAUUCGAAAUGAACUCACGUACUCAACGCCAAAAUUAUUCGUAUUGCUGCAUGAUCGGCUACUUUAUAAUAUACCAAGUAUAGCAAAUUGCAACUCCCUCAAUUUGAGUCUCGAAUAA